CUUCCAGCCAAUCAGGACCCGCGCAGGAUGCCGCGCCGGCCCCGAGCAGGCAGGUGGGUCGCCCCAGUUCCAUUCCGCCGUGGCCAAGGCUUCGGGCCAUUGCGGAAGAGCUCAGCUGGCACGGCCUUUUUGCUGUGCUGCCCGCAGCUCAACCAUCUACUUCUAACCGGCUCUUCUGUGCUAUCUACUCCCUCCCCGCCCAAAAAAAAGCUUGAACUGCUCGACUAGGCCAGGGCCGACGGCGACGGGUGGACGGUUCGGGAGCUGCGGUGCGGGGGUGGAGCUCACAGGCGCCUGCCUACAAGAGGAGCCUCCCUCCCCGAGGACUCCUGUCGCCGUCUUGCCCGACUUCGUUCUUUGUCCCAGCCGUUCUCUUCCUGCAGAUAUACCAAGCCUACCCUCGUACUACCCACCGGCUGUGCCAUCCAACACUAAGGUACCCACCAACCCAACAACAAAAAACCACAAAUACAACCACAAUGAACGCCCUGAGGCUGUCCGCCGCCCCCCGCCGCGUCCUGGUAGCAGAGACAUCGCGCGCAGCCGCCGCCUGGACGUCACCGCGUCGCGCCCUGCACGCCGACGCGCCCUUCCUCUUCUCCCUGCCGUCUGACCCCGAGGCCUCGAUGGCCAGAACCGGGGCGGCGCCCAAGGCGCAACACGCCACCACCACACCUACCGCGAGCGCGAGCACGUCGGCACAGAGGCCGCAGGCGGCGACAUCCCCCCAGCCCCCACGCGCGCACCCCGACGCGCCGUACAUCCUCUCGGUCCCGCCCGAGUUUGACCACUUCUCGUCGUCGGGCGGCGGCGCUGCCAGGGGCGGCGAGCAGAUGAGGGCUUGAGGCGGAUGGGAAUGCGGAGCGGGUGGCAGGGGGGGUUUUGUUUCCGACUACUGUGCCGGCCUUGUCUUUUAGGUCGGUCUGUCUUGUCUUGCUUCUCCACCCAGCUGUCGGUAACGGCAGAUGGGAUAACGAGCUCAUGAGUCCCGUUGUCGGUCUUGGCUGGAGUGGGAAUGGCUUUUGUAUAUUUUGCACCAUUCUUUUUGUCUUUCUCAAAGCGAGCGUCAUAAUACAGCAAAUUCACCGUCAAUCGUCAUAUAGUAUAAAUGCUGUCGUUGUUAUCUCACUAACCGCAACCAGGAGGAAGCCACGGCCACAUUCUAAUGCUAGGGCUAAAAUUGAAG
Gaeumannomyces tritici R3-111a-1 is the source of this 1186-nucleotide messenger RNA. RefSeq lists its product as hypothetical. The coding region runs from base 480 to 845 and encodes 121 amino acids. The record is from RefSeq and is a predicted model, not a curated record. Lineage: Eukaryota; Fungi; Ascomycota; Sordariomycetes; Magnaporthales; Magnaporthaceae. The transcript has a single exon.